UCAUCCUACUCUGUAGUGGAGAGAGAGAGGACUGGGUGAUCGCUGCCGGGUUGUGAGUUGUGUUCCGUUACAACCGUCAUAAUACAUGUUGUUGGCUUACCUGCAAAGGAAAUAUGGGCGCGUACCUCUCAGAGCCGGUGACGGAGAAAUUGAGUAGCGACGAGGAUGGAAAAUGGCUUAGUUAUGGGGCCAGCUCCAUGCAGGGAUGGCGGGUGUCACAGGAGGAUGCACACAAUUCAAUUUUGGAUUUUGACACGGAUACUCACCUUUUUGCUGUAUACGAUGGCCAUGGAGGGCAUGAAGUGGCUGCAUACACAGCGCUCAAGUUACCUGACUUCUUCAAGGAUACCGAAGCAUACAAGAGUGGAAAUAUUUCUCAAGCCCUUACAGAUGCUUUCCUAGAGUUUGAUGCUACUCUUGUCAAAGCUGACGUUGUUACUGUUCUCAAACAAAUUGCGGGUACGAAGGACGAGGAUGAAGAUGAAGAAGACAAUUCCGAAUCUGAGAGUGAAGAGGUGGACAAUCUGUAUAGGGAGGCUACAAUGCCCCUUGACGAAGUCAUGGCCAAGUAUGCUGAGAACCCACAACUCAGUAGAUGUAAAAAGGAAAAACUGAAAGAAAAGGGAGUUUCUCCUUUUCUGAAAGCAAAGAGUAAUAGUGUGGUAGCAGAUGGUGAGGAACCAAUCAAAUUUGCCCUUGAUGAUGAGGAACCAGACUCAUCAGUUUCACAAGUGAAUGAAGACUCUAGUACUGAGAACACUAAAGGAAACAGUGAAGGUAACCAAAAUGGCACUAAAGAUGAGACUGCCAUUGAGGUAAAUGGAGAGGAAACAGAACAUAUGAUAAAUGGUGAAGGGGGUGAGGAUAAUGUGGAAGAAACAAAGAUAAAUGGAAAAUCAGAUACAGAAGAGAAAUUAGAAGAGUGUACAAUAGAGAAUGGAAACAUUAUUGUAAAUGGUGAUGACAACCAAGAAGCUGGAAAAGGCAAGGGCAAAAGCAGCAAGGGCAGUAAGGGAAAGGCUUUGUUGAAGAAUUCAGAGGUACUGGCAAUGAAAGUGGCAAAAGCAAAGGAAAAGAGAAGGGAGGCAGCAAUUAAAGCAGCAGAAAUUUACAGAAAAAUUCAGGAGGGAGGUUCUGAGGAAGACCUGAGUGAUGAAGAGGAAGAGGAUGAUGAUAACUUUGAAGAUGAAGGAGGUGAAGAAGCUGAAGAAGAAGCUGAGGGUGAAGAAAGUGAGGAGGAGGAAGAGGAGGAUGUAGAAGCAGAAGAUGAUGAUGAUCCAUAUACAGAAUUUGCCAUGAAUAUGAAGGAGGAGCCUGGCUUUGACAGUGGUUGCACAGCUUGUGUGGCCCUUAUCAGAGGGACUGAACUGUAUGUUGCCAAUGUCGGCGACUCUCGUUGUGUUGUAUCAAGAGAUGGAAAGGCCAUAGAAAUGAGCUUGGAUCACAAACCUGAAGAUGAUCCAGAGGCUGCCAGAAUUAUCAAAGCAGGAGGACGAGUAACAGCCGACGGGCGUGUUAAUGGAGGGCUCAACCUCUCACGAGCAAUUGGGGAUCAUGGAUACAAGCAGAACAAGAACCUGAGCCCUGAAGAACAGAUGAUAAGCCCUUUGCCUGAUGUGCGUUCGAUGACACUGGAACCCAAAGACAGUUUCAUGAUUGUUGCUUGUGAUGGAAUCUGGAAUUCCCUCUCCUCUCAGGAAGCUUGUGAUUUUGUCUCUAAGAGACUUUCUGAAGAUAAGAAACUCUCAGAAAUAUGUGAAGAACUGUUUGAUCACUGCCUUGCACCAGACACCCAUGGGGAUGGCACAGGCUGUGACAAUAUGACCUGCAUCAUUGUGAAAUUCAAAGAUAUGAAAGUGCAAUCAUGUGGACGCUGGAAGAGAACCUCAGAACAAGCAGGCAAUGAUGAACUUGCACAGGACGGAAAGAAACUCAAAAGUGAUGGUGAAUAAUGACCACUUUGGCUUAGGAGAUUUUUAUUUUCUAUUUUAUUUUGAAGGGUGGGAACUUGGGGAGGGAGGGAGGGUAUUAUUGCUAAGCAUUUGUGAGAGUGACCUUAUGGGACACUUAAUUUAUGACCAGGAGUCUGGUCCUGUGCAUCAUGCCUCAGUGGUGUGAGAAGUGAAUGUCAUUUUGAACUGUCAAGUGUUUCACUGCUUUUGAAUGAUGUGAAAUGUGGCUUAAAGACCUACAGACCUACUCUUACAUUAUAAGUUUUUAGGUUAUGUCAAAGUGAAACCUUAGGGUGAAGAAAGUUUCAAAGUGACCUAAGGUGUUUUGCUAGUACGGAAACAUUUAUUUGAUUAUUGAAAUUAAAACGCCUUUAGAAGGUGUUUGGUGUUAAAUCAUUACCAAGUAAUCUGGUGAACUUACUACUAUAAUUUGUAUUUUAAUUGGGUCUGGAUGGUAGAUGAAUGAACAGUAUUUUAGCGCCCAAUUCAUUUGUAAGUUGUGAAAGGUGCUUUGGAAGUUAUAUUGACCUGGUAAAUACCUACCUCCUCUCUUCUGAAUAAUGGAAAGGAUACAAAAUAAAUUACAUAUUUUUUUUUUCCAUAAAUUGAUAACCUCAGAGUAAUAAAAGACCAAUUACUGUGAAUUGGUGUAGAAGUUAUGAGGUAUAGUUUUUGUGUGUAAACUGAAGAUAUUAAAUUUUUUGAAUAUAUACUCAUAUUUUGAGUUUUUGUUAUUUGUUGGUUUAAACCAAAGGUAAACACUUCAUAGAAGUUUUUUUAAUAUAUAUAUUUUAAAAUCCAUCUUGAGAUUUCAUUAUUGUACUAGCUUGAAUCGCCUCAUGGUUACAGAUGAGUGAACUCUUUUGGUGAUGUCUUGAGCACAAGUGUGUUUCUCACAGCAUUACUGUUCUGACAUUCAAGAGAGAAAUCAACAUCUUCAUUCGUGUUAAUAAUGCCACUGACUUGGCUUGUGUUCCUAUGCAGACGAAUUAAAGUGCAUACAUUCAAAUGACAUGAUUUGCCUAAUUCAAAAAUGAUUGAAAUUAACUACUUCAUAGUUAUGAUUACAUUUACAGUAAUGAGAACUGUAGGAGUGACUAUGCAGUUAAUAUCUAUACUAAGUGUGAAAAUGAUGGUAGUCACACUUCUAUAUACAACUAAAAACACUGCCCUGUGAAAUGGUGAGUGAGUGCAUUUGUGAGAUUUCUUGGAACCAUAUAUAUGUUUUUUUUUUUUUUUUUUAUUAUACAAGAAAAAAGCUAAUGUGUGAGAAGUAAGACUACUAUAUUCAUUUCACUUUGGCAGUUUAAGUAUUUAAAAAUUUUCAAAGUGUAUGAUGGCUGUGGUUAAAUUUGUUUUAAUGCUAAAGAACAUUUAAGAUCAAAUUUUUAUAUAUUUUAUCAACUGUAAAAUAAAUUUUCCUUACAAAUUAAUUUUGUAAGAAUUUUUCUUGGUUCUACUUUGCCAUCACGUCAUCAAGACAAUACUGUGUUAGUUUUCAUCCUAAGGUUCCACGUUGAGGGUGUACCAAAUGGAUAGACUGCUGCUACGAUAUGUGCUGCUGUUGGCUAUAGUUAGUUCACACACAAGUACAAAUUACCUAAGCAUUACACAUUGGAAAUGUUUUUGUUGGAAUUACAGCUUUCUAAAAGUUAUGUGCAUGGGUCUAGUAUCCAGCAUAAUUUUUUCCCUACUAAGAAUAAUUCAGGGGAAAUUUUUUAGAAUGGAGCUGUUCCUAAGUUUGUGAUGCUAAUAUUUCAUUUCAUUAUAAGAAAUGAAUAUCACAAAGUUCUUGCUUUUCCAGUUAAAUACCUUAAAAGGUAAAUCUAGGAGGUAGAUUAUUGCCUUUUUGUAAUAAAUUCUUUCAUUGA
Messenger RNA from Cherax quadricarinatus, 3823 nucleotides. RefSeq names its product protein phosphatase 1G. NCBI's taxonomy places the organism in Eukaryota, Metazoa, Arthropoda, Malacostraca, Decapoda, Parastacidae. The record is from RefSeq and is a predicted model, not a curated record. Gene Ontology annotation, molecular function: protein serine/threonine phosphatase activity; cation binding. Gene Ontology annotation, biological process: protein dephosphorylation.